This is a messenger RNA of Fraxinus pennsylvanica, 849 nucleotides long. The record is from the annotation of a GenBank genome assembly. NCBI's taxonomy places the organism in Eukaryota, Viridiplantae, Streptophyta, Magnoliopsida, Lamiales, Oleaceae.
AUGAUAUUGUUUUGCUGUUCUUGUUUAUUGCAAAAUGUUCAAGGAUCAAAAGUUUAUAGCAGGGAUUCAUUGAAUUCUUUUGUUUAUGAUUAUGCAUUCAAGAAAAUUUCAAGGUCUCGUACUGGAAAAUUGUAUGAUAUUUCACUUCCUUUGAAUUAUUCGGGUAUGGAAGUUUCGAUUCUCCGCAUGAGAACCCGCAGUUUAUGGAUGAAGGGCGCUAAUUUCAGUUUUUUUGAUAUCCCAACAAGGAUUUUGCCAUGGCCAUUUUCUAGGAGAGUUGUUUUAGUCUAUCAAAAUCUAGGUAAUUGGUCGACUUUGUAUUAUAACGUGUCGAAUUAUACUUUUGUUGCUCCUGUGGUCGGAUUGUUGGCUUAUGAUUCGAGUACUAGUUCACCACAUAAUGAACUGAUUGAGCUUAAUCUCAUGGGGGAUAAUCCGAUUGUCGUUCGUUUUCCUAAUGUUUCGUUGAGUGUGGGGAUGAAAUGUGUUCGGUUUAGUACUAAUGGCAUGGUGGAAUUAAGCAACGUUACCAGGAAUAAUUCAUGUAUGGCGCGUGGACACGGGCAUUUCUCUAUUGUCGUUCCAUCUCGACUAUCUGAUGAAAAGACGAAAGAGCGCGUUUGGAAGUGGUGGGUGAUUGGAUUUGCAGGAGGAAUUGUGGGAUUGAUCUUGCUUCUUGUGGUUAUGAUAGUGGUAUACAAAUUGACUAAAGGGGAAAAAAUCAAGAAAAUGGAGAGACAAUCUGAAAGAAAUGAGGUUUUGGAUACUAUUUGGAUUGGGAGAAGUAGAAUGCCUUCAGCUUCAGGUAUCAGGACUCAACCAGAACUUGAAAAUUCUUAUGUUCCUUAG